CAAAUGUCGAGUUUAAAGUGGGCGUUGUUCCUUAUAAUUGUGUCAGCUGUCGUCUACACAAUGGAACCGUUUCAUAGGGGCUAUUUCGCAAAUGACGAAUCAUUAAAGUACCCGUAUUAUCCCUCGACUGUUAAGUCGGUGUAUUUAUAUACUGUAGUACCUAUAAUUGCGAUUUUGAUUGUAUUUAUUAGAUCAUCAUCACGGAACUUGUUCGAGCGCGCCAUUAUGGUUUUGCCACUCGUUACAAGCAUCAUAAUUUCUUUGUACAAAUUCCUUUAUCUAUUGGCUCUCGGAUAUGCUGUAGUUUCGAUGUUCGUUCACAUUGGGAAGAUUGUCAUUGGGAGACUGCGCCCAAACUUUUUUGACGUCUGUAAUCCAGCAGUAGUUACGGAAACUCGGUUCGGAUACAUUACAAAUUUUGCGUGCUUGAAAAACGAUACUCAUUUGAUUCGAGAGAUGAGGUUAUCUUUUCCAUCAGGACAUUCAGCUUAUUCUAUGUUUCCAGCAAUCUUCAUUGUGGUUUAUCUUCACUACCGGAUGCCGCGCAUCAGUAUGGGUUCGGUGCUGCAGGCGUUUGUGCAGACCGCAGCUGUGACCGCCGCGUUCUACGUCGGAUUGACUCGGGUGACCGACAACAAGCACCACUGGACAGACGUGCUUGCUGGCAUGCUUCUUGGCGCUGCUGUUGGCAUCUUCUCGGUAACAAUGCUACUCCUCGCGUCCGUGUUUAAAAAAAUCUGA
Molecule: messenger RNA, 741 nt
Organism: Mesocestoides corti
Lineage: Eukaryota; Metazoa; Platyhelminthes; Cestoda; Cyclophyllidea; Mesocestoididae
Source: the annotation of a GenBank genome assembly